Messenger RNA from Periconia digitata, 2230 nucleotides. Lineage: Eukaryota; Fungi; Ascomycota; Dothideomycetes; Pleosporales; Periconiaceae. The record is from the annotation of a GenBank genome assembly.
UUCCUCUCACCCUCUUUGAGCGGGCCGCCCACCAUGAAUUCCCUCACACGAUCAGCAGCCCCCUUGCUGCGCUCAAGAUGCUCUCCGCGUCUCCAAUGCCUCCAGACACGAGCUCUCUCCAGCGCCGCAGCCCGCUGGGCAAAGGCCGACCAUGAACUCAACUCGGUCAGCAGGAAAAUCACACAGCCCAAAUCGCAGGGCGCCUCGCAGGCCAUGCUGUUCGCCACGGGAAUGGACGAGCAGGAUAUGAACAAGGCCCAGGUCGGCAUCUCGUCCGUUUGGUACACGGGUAACCCUUGCAACAUGCAUUUGAUGGAUUUGAACAACAAGGUCAAGGAGGGUGUCGAGCGUGCGGGUCUGCUGGGCAUGCAGUUCAACACCAUUGGCGUGAGUGACGGCAUCUCCAUGGGUACAAAGGGCAUGCGAUACUCGCUCCAGUCGCGCGACAUCAUCGCCGACUCCAUCGAGACCGUCAUGGGCGGCCAAUGGUACGAUGCCAACAUCUCCAUUCCCGGCUGCGAUAAGAACAUGCCUGGUGUUAUCAUGGCCAUGGGUCGCGUCAACCGCCCUUCGCUCAUGGUUUAUGGAGGUACCAUCCAGCCCGGCUGCGCGUCCUCCAUGCCCGAGGACAAGCAGAUUGUCGAUAUCGUUUCCGCAUUCCAAGCCUACGGUCAAUUCAUCACUGGCGACAUCUCUGAGGAGCAGAGAUUCGACAUCAUCAGGCAUGCAUGCAAUGGCCAGGGCGCCUGCGGUGGAAUGUACACCGCUAACACCAUGGCUACCGCCAUUGAAGUAAUGGGUCUCACCCUCCCCGGUUCUUCUUCCAACCCGGCCAAUUCCAAGGCCAAAGUCCUCGAAUGUCUGGCAGCAGGUGGUGCCAUCAAGAAUCUACUCAAGGAGGAUAUCCGACCCACUGACCUCAUCACUCGCCAAUCCCUGGAGAACGCUAUGAUUCUCAUCAGUGUGACCGGCGGUUCCACCAACGCUGUGCUGCACUUGAUCGCCAUCGCUGACUCGGUUGGCAUUAAGCUUACCAUUGAUGACUUCCAGGCAGUGAGCGACCGCAUUCCCUUACUCGCCGACCUUAAGCCUUCCGGAAAAUAUGUCAUGGCCGACGUAAACGACAUUGGCGGCACGCCCGCCCUCUGCAAAUUCCUCUUGAAAGAAGGCCUCAUCGAUGGCUCCACAAUGACAGUGACUGGCAAAACCCUGAAAGAGAACCUUGAAAAAUCCCCCAGCUUCCCCCCCGAACAGCAGAUCUUUAAGCCCUUGAACAAACCCAUCAAGGAGACCGGUCACUUGCAGAUCCUCCGCGGUAACCUCGCGCCCGGCGGCUCCGUCGGCAAGAUCACAGGCAAAGAGGGUACCAAAUUCGUCGGCAAAGCAAAAUGCUACAACGACGAGGACCUCUUCAUCGAAGCCCUCGAGAAGGGCGAGCUCAAGAAGGGCGAGAAAACCGUCGUCGUCAUCCGCUACGAGGGCCCCAAGGGUGGACCGGGAAUGCCCGAGAUGCUGAAGCCCUCAUCCGCCAUCAUGGGUGCGGGACUCGGAAACGAUGUUGCCCUCAUCACUGAUGGUCGCUUUAGUGGUGGUUCACACGGUUUCCUGAUCGGACACAUUGUGCCAGAGGCGCAAGAAGGUGGUCCCAUUGGCCUUGUGCGCGAUGGUGACGAGAUUUCCAUCGAUGCUGAGGCCAACGAGUUGAACCUCCAUGUUGAAGAGGCCGAGAUGAAUCGAAGGCAGGAGGAGUUUGUUGCGCCGCCGCUCAAAUACCAACGCGGCACGCUGUUCAAGUAUGCGCGGUUUGUCAAGGACGCGAGUCAUGGCUGCGUUACAGACGCUGCUUGAUUCUCAUCUUAACACGCAAUCUAUGAGGUUGAAAAGUGAAUUUGAAAAGGGUAAAAACAUUUGUAUAAUGAAAACAAGAUUCCUAAUUUCCCAUUUGAACUUUUCUGGUUGUUCUUGCUCUUGGAGUGAUUGUUGCAUCGUUUGCUGAAUUUUAUGCUUUUCUUCCCCAUCUUCUUCCUCGUUGGCUUUCUUUUCUGUAUCUUGAUAUGUGUACAUACGUAUGAAAAUGCAUGCAUACAUAUCUCACAUGUUUUCACAUGUCUAGCUUUGAUCGUAUACUGUGCAAACUCGUCUCGAUGCUUGUGUUACCUGCCAUCGACCAACGCUCCCACCUGUUGCUACAUAGUGUCCUUUGGUCCCAUCGACACAAGCAUCGAUUAUC